AGCCGAGUGGCAGAGUGGAGAAGGAGGCGAUGCACAUGAACUGCUCUCUGUCGUUCCUGGAAGGGUAACAGUGUGAUCGUGGCCAUGAAACGACUCCACCCCACAGCACGUCCCGUUCAGACAGUCUAAUCUGACCCACUUCCUCAGAGACUCCCUCGGUGGAAAUAGUCACAUCGUUCUCAUUGCCAAUGUGUGGGAGAAGUUGACCAACUUCAAGAAACUAUAUCUACGCUGCGAUUCGCCGCGAGAGUGAGACGCGUGCAGACUAAUCCGGUGAAAAACACUCUCAAGGAUCCACAGUUACUCCUGAAAGAAUACGAGAGAGAAAUUGCAAGUCUCAAGGAAGAAUUGAGCAUGCACAAUACAAUGCUGAAUCGCAGGUCGGUGUCAUACGACACUCUGAGUGAGCUGGAGGUGGAGGAGAUACGACAGCAAGUGGAGAGCUUCCUCAACGGAACACUGCCUGACAUUGAGUUAGUAAGUGUGAAACAGGUGAAGGAGGUGUUUGAACAGUUCAAGGCAAUCACAUUGUCACGUGAUGGUGGUGUGCAGUCAAGUAGUGAAGGUCGGGGGACAUCAGGCAAAACUGAACCUGUGCCACACUCGGCUUCUCGCACCAAACGGGAGAGCAAAGUGCAGAGUGGGGCUGGGGUUGUGGCUGAGACUGCUGGUGAGACAGAAGGUGUUGGACUUGGCCUGGGCAUAGCACCAGCGUCCCUGAAGCAUCCAACAUCAGCAGCUGUGGCUGUUAGGAAAUCCAAAGUGGCGUCUAAAACUGACACCAAAUCCAAAGAGAGCAAACUCAGCACAAAGAGAACUGAAAGUCCUGCUCCAUCGUUAGCAGCCGACGAGGAGGGAGCCCCUUCCGAGAUUGGGGGUCAAUCAACGCGACCGUCCACACCUCCACCAAAGGAAGAAGCAUUUGAGGAAUUCAAGAGACAAAGAGGCUCUGAAAUCAACCAAGUUUUUCUCGACAACAAAGCUACUCUGAGUCGCAAGAAGAAGGAAGUUAUUGAACUCUCUGCAACCAUCAACACCAUCAAGAAGAAGGUUGAUGAGCUGGACAAGUCCCUAGCAGAAACUACUGAGUGGAGGGAGGGAGGGGAGGGAGUGAGGAGUGAAGAUGGUGACAGUGGGGAGAUUGUGAUGGAGGAGUGGCAGUUCAACGCCCACUCUAAACUGAAAGAGCUCAAAGUGAGCUACCGCCAGCAUUACAAGAAUCUUCAGAGUCUGCAGGAGGAGGUGGAGUACUGCAGUCACUACGUGUCUCAGAGCAGGAGGAAACUGGUGGACGAAUUUGAGACUUGGUACAACACUGCCUUCAUUGGAGACCCCGCAAACCAUCUCCAUGAUGGAAAGUUGUACGUGGCUAGAGAGCUACACACAUUGCUCAAGGGUGAAAAUGGGGUGGCCUAAAGUUUUAGCAAGCAAGAAUGGAGAAGGACAGGAAAUUCAAGCAAAGGGUGAUGAUAGGGAGUUUGAUGAACUUCAAGAGCAGCUGAGCAAGGAGCCUUCAUCAGCCUUCUAUACUGCACAGUUGAGGACCCAGAAGAGGGGCUAUCAGAAGGCCACAAGACAAGUGACAGUCAUGUAGAGGAGAACAGAACAUUAGUAUUGGUGGACACAUUUUUGUUGGAACACACGUUGUUUUGACCUGGGACUCUAGCGUUUUAGCUUGCACCUGGUUUGCUUAAUGCAAGGCCCUGGUUCUACCCUUACCAUCCUUGACAAGUAAUGCAUACUCAAAUUUGCGUAAUGUUAUAUAA
Geodia barretti is the source of this 1766-nucleotide messenger RNA. Lineage: Eukaryota; Metazoa; Porifera; Demospongiae; Tetractinellida; Geodiidae. The record is from the annotation of a GenBank genome assembly.